Messenger RNA from Quercus robur (English oak), 679 nucleotides. Its product is annotated as dolichol-phosphate mannose synthase subunit 2. Lineage: Eukaryota; Viridiplantae; Streptophyta; Magnoliopsida; Fagales; Fagaceae. Bases 244 to 486 code for a protein of 80 amino acids. The record is from RefSeq and is a predicted model, not a curated record. Gene Ontology annotation, molecular function: enzyme regulator activity. The transcript is spliced from 4 exons. Gene Ontology annotation, cellular component: endoplasmic reticulum membrane; dolichol-phosphate-mannose synthase complex. Gene Ontology annotation, biological process: GPI anchor biosynthetic process.
AAAGCCCAAAUAUUUAUUAUAAUUUUAUACCUGAUUCCUGAACCUCAGAACCUGAUACGGUGAGGUGAGGUGAGCAGUUGAGACUUGAGAGAGGCGGAGAGCAGAGAAUCAGAGAGAGGCUGAGGCGGUUCAGCUGGAGACUGGAGACUAGAGAGAGGCGGAGAGCAGAGACUAGAGAGAAAGGCAUCACAGUUGGACUUUUGAAGGAACUUAAGUAAUGUAGUGAAAGCCAUCAAUAUCAGGAUGGAAUUAGCAGACAGAGCAGUUGGGUUUCUGUUAUCUUUUAUCAGCUUAUCCAUAUUCACGUAUUAUACCUUCUGGGUCAUCAUUCUGCCAUUUGUAGACAGUGAUCACUUCAUCCACGAGUAUUUCCUACCACAAGAAUACGCCAUACUAGUACCUCUAUUUGCCGGUGUGGUGCUUAUCUGUUUCUUGUGUGUAUUUAUUGGAUUUGUGAUGCUCAAAUCCAAAAAGAAGAAGGCUUGAUACAAUUAGUUCUGCCUUUAAAAAAAAAUCUUUGAGAGUAACUUAGAGUUCUUAUUUUCUUGUUUGUUUUUUUACCUCUCUACACAUUUUCUGAUCUGAAGGAGUGUUUUAAUUUUGGAUUUGUUGAAACUUGCAGGUUUUGUAUAUCUGUAUCAUUUCUAAUACUAUUAGAAGCUCAUAUAUUAGUCUAUUA